Trypanosoma rangeli is the source of this 1395-nucleotide messenger RNA. Its product is annotated as mitochondrial processing peptidase alpha subunit. Bases 1 to 1395 code for a protein of 464 amino acids. Gene Ontology annotation, molecular function: metal ion binding. Gene Ontology annotation, cellular component: mitochondrion. The transcript has a single exon. The record is from RefSeq and is a predicted model, not a curated record. Lineage: Eukaryota; Euglenozoa; Kinetoplastea; Trypanosomatida; Trypanosomatidae.
AUGCUGCGCUGCUGUCUCCCACGACGUGCUAUUGCGCAAACCCUGACGAAGGAUAACUACACGCUGUCACGUUUAUCUAAUGGUUUACGUGUGCUGACGUGCGACGACGGCAACGGCAUCACUGGCAUGGGGCUCUUCAUGCUGAACGGAACGAAGUUUGAGGAUGAGACGAAUACCGGGGCGGUGGCCGUGUUCGAGACGUUGCCACUGCGCAGUAACCAGAUACUUACAGGCCGCGAGAUCAGCGAGGCUCUGGGCUCACUAGGUAACGCCUUUAAGGUUACAAACAACAAGGAGGCAUUGUCUGUUAUGUUGAUGCUGCCGCGCUACCACCAGAGGGAUGGGUUGGAGCUGCUCAAUUCGAUGUGCCUGCACCCGACACAGGAUGAGGCGGAGUUUUAUAUUGCAAAGGAGAAGGCCGCUGAAAGAGCCCUCCUGCACUGCCGUGACGCGACAAGCGUCUGCCUGGAACUCGUGCACGAGGCGGGGUGGAACGGCAAAGGACUUGGACAGCCGCUCAACCCAACGAAGAACGAACUUGAUAAUUUAACCCUUGAAAAGUUUACUGCCUUUCAUCGCAACUAUACACGACCAGAGCGUACCGUACUUGCUGCCACCGGUGUCGCGGAUCACAAACAAUUCGCCGCAGAUGCUGAGCGCCUUCUGAAGUUUGACUGUGAGCCUGCGCCGCUUAGCACGCCAUGUCACCACCCAUACACAGGGGGAAGUCGGCUGGUGCAGAAGACGGAGGCCCCCGAGAGCAUGAAUAAGUUCCAGGAGAAGAAUCUCAGCCACGUGGCCCUUUUUUCCCAGGGUGUUCCUAUGAAUCAUCCUGACUACUACAACAUCAGCGUGAUUCAGACCCUCUUGGGUGGUGGGACAUCGUUUAGUUCAGGCGGCCCUGGAAAGGGCAUGCAAACCAAACUUUUUCGUGAGGUGCUAAACAAAGAGGGCUUCUUGCACGGGUUAGAAUGCAUCACGGCAUGGUACAGCGAUGGUGGUCUCAUUGGGCUGUACGGAAGUGCACCGCACGAGUAUGCCUACUCACUUCUGAAGGUGAUGGUGUAUCAGACUGCCUCCAUCUGCCAGCGUGUGAGUCCCCUGCAUCUUGAAAUGGCAAAGAAUCAACUGAGAUCGCAGCUUAUUCUACUCGGUGAAGGUCGUGAGCAGCUUCUCUCCGACAUGGGGUUCAACAUGGUGGUACAUAAUCAUAUCAUUACGGCCAACGAGACAGUGGAGGGAACGCAACAUAUCACGAUCGACGGACUAAAACGAGUCUGCGCCGAAAUCAUUCGUAGGCCACUCACCUUCGUUGUCUACGGCGAGACAACGAACAUGCCGUCGCAUGAGAAACUGGAGGAAGCUGUGCGGAAGAUGUAUGAGCGUCUUAAUUGA